Messenger RNA from Cercopithifilaria johnstoni, 121 nucleotides. Lineage: Eukaryota; Metazoa; Nematoda; Chromadorea; Rhabditida; Onchocercidae. The record is from the annotation of a GenBank genome assembly.
AUGGUCAAGUGUUCCGUUUUUCACCGCAUUGGCCAACGACGUAUUGCAAUGAAGGACCAGACACAGUUUUGGUCACUGGAAAACGUCAUUAGUCAGCUAGAGUUCUGGUCAUCACCGGAAG